Emericellopsis atlantica is the source of this 951-nucleotide messenger RNA. RefSeq lists its product as uncharacterized. Bases 1 to 951 code for a protein of 316 amino acids. The record is from RefSeq and is a predicted model, not a curated record. The transcript is spliced from 2 exons. NCBI's taxonomy places the organism in Eukaryota, Fungi, Ascomycota, Sordariomycetes, Hypocreales, Bionectriaceae.
AUGACCUCGAACGCCAACACGUCGCCUCAGCGCAUCUUCAUCUUCGACAAUCCUAGGUGCCGGUCUCACCUGUUCUUCCGCCUGCUGUCAACCCAUCCUCAACUGAAGAGUCACUACCAUCCAUACGUCCUCCCUGGUUGUCUGGGCCCGGAGAAAAUUCACUAUGACAUUUACAAAAGCAACCCUGCCCGUGCGGAGCUGGUCAAGGAACUGUGGGAGCCAAUGUGCUCAGAAGACUACACUUUCGCAAGCGCAGAACGCCAUCUCCUCGACGCUGUCGCGGCCAUUGAGAAGGAGGGCAAGACCCCCCUGAGCAGUGAGCACUGCUGCUACAUCUUGAAAUCGCAGAUUCUCGUCAACCACACCAACUCUCGCGAGCUAGAAGAGUCUUGGGCCACGGACCCUAACCCCACUCACCUCCCCGACGAGCUGUGGAAAAGCGUCAUCCCCAUCAUUGUGAUCCGGCAUCCAGCUCUCUCUGUCCCUUCGCUGUGGCGCUCCACGUCUGGUGUUCCUGCUCUCGCCAACAUGGAUCCCAUGGAGAACCACAAUUACUGGUUUGCCACACUGACAUGGUCACGGGUGCUUUUCGAGGCUUUGAGAAACCAAGGGCGCAUGCCCAUUGUUGUCGACGGCGAGGACGUUUGUACCCGCACUAAUGAGGUGAUCCGGGGAGUAUGCAGCGGACUGGGUAUCGAUCCUGCCGGUGUCACGGACACUUGGGGUCCUUGGGGCCAGUCGCCGCUGGACCACCCUCUCUUUGUCGAGAUGACAAGGACGAUCUGGGAGAGUGAUGGGGUGAAGAAGCACGAGGCCAAGGGACCUGUCGACAUGGACGAGGCUGUUCGAAGCAUUGAGAAGGAAUUUGGCGCCGAGGUAGCGGCGCGGAUGAGAAUGCUCAUUGACGGAGAGAUGGACAAUUAUCGAUUCUUGGAGCAGUUUAAGGUGUAG